This is a messenger RNA of Oryza sativa Japonica Group (Japanese rice), 1677 nucleotides long. RefSeq names its product MEIOTIC F-BOX protein MOF-like. NCBI's taxonomy places the organism in Eukaryota, Viridiplantae, Streptophyta, Magnoliopsida, Poales, Poaceae. Gene Ontology annotation, molecular function: protein binding. The record is from RefSeq and is a predicted model, not a curated record.
UCUCCCUUUUGUCCUCCCCUUUCUCCGUCCGGAGGAGCCGAGGAGUUGUCGUCUGUCCGUGGGUCUCGACUCCAUCGGUCUUGCGCGCUAUCUCCGAGGCUCCGGCGACGCGGCUGGGCCUUGUGCAGCGACGGCCGGCUGCUCCGACGUUAGUCCCCGGCGAUCCCAUCUCUCCGACGACUGCAGUGGAAUUGCUCCGAGAGCAGAGCUCUCCAGGUCUCCAUGGAUCUGGACACCACACGAAAGCGGCCCCGUGAAAGUGGCGUCGCCGUCGAUCGGCUCAGCGCGUUGCCGGACUGCCUCCUCCAUGUCAUCAUGUCCUUCAUGAAGGCCAGGCAGGUGGUGCAGACGUGCAUGCUGUCCAAGAGGUGGGAGCACCUCUGGCGCACCGUGCCGUGCCUCGAUGUAGAUCAUCGGGAGUUCCAAAGCACAGGUGAAGCUGCACAGGGCGACAAUGAGGUGUGGCAGAAUUUUGAGGAUUUUGCGGACAACCUGAUGCUUCAUCACCAGAUUGCACACCUGGAUACGUUCCAGCUGCAUGUUAAUAAUGUGUAUCGUUGGGGUCAACAUGCAUCUAGGUGGAUUCGUCGCAGCAUCAAGUAUAACACCAAGGUUCCUGGCAUUCCUCGCCCGGGAUUGAGCUGCAGUUCUUGGAGCCUCAAAAGACUACAUCUUUCUAACAUUUGUGUGGAUGAUCUGUUCGCAAAGCACAUUAGCUCAAUGUGCUGCUCUCUGGAGGAUUUGAAUCUCAAAGGAUGCAGAUUUGCAUUCAAUGAGAUCACGUCCCACUCACUGAAGAGCUUGGUGAUCGACAGCUGCGACAGCAAGCUUUGUCCUUCCAAACUGGUUGUCACGGCUCCUGCCAUUGCCUCCCUGUGCCUUAUUGUGAAAUUGUGGUUUUUCCCCGGCGGUCUCAUUGUAAAUGAAAUGCCAUUCCUUUCGAAAGCAUCCAUUCUUGUUUCAGCCACCUACGACGGAAAGAACUUCCAACACAAUCAAAGCAAGUUUCUUGGUAGCCUCUGUAAUGUGACAACUUUAGAGCUGUCAGGUUUUCAGACAAUGAUUAUACCUGAGGAACCGGUUGAGUUACCAGAAUUCAAGAACCUCAAGAUCUUAUCCCUUGACAAGUGUGAUCUUAGUGACAACUUCCAGUUAUUGAAGCACUUUCUGCAGAACUCGCCUAAUUUGGAGAAGCUCACGUUGCGGCUUUGCGAGCUGCCAAAGGAUUCUAAGAAAAGGAAAGGGAAGGCCAAGGCGAAGAAAACACGUUUGGUGGAUAUCCGGUGUGAGAACCUAAAGCUUACUGAAAUCAUCUACGAUGCUGAUGAUGUCCUCCAACUGGUCGGGCUUUUGCUGAACGAUUCAGCAAAUCUUCCUAAGAACAACAUAAAACUCAGCAAAGUUGAUCGUUAGUAUGGUUAGUUCAGGCCCUCUUUUGUGAUGACCGAUUCUUAGGCCUCUCCUGAAUUCACAUGUCUUGUCUGUCUUCCGAUGCACUGUCAGUUGUGUAGUUGAAAUGCACCUAUCUUUUGACUUGUCUAAUCGGUUUAAGACUGCUCUGUUCUGUUAGCUAUUGCAUGUGUUCUUGCGCGCUGUGAUGCUAGGUUAAUGAAGUGAUAGCGAUUGAUACUUAUGGCUAUGAACAGACCAAUUUCUUACUAUAGAGCAUGUUCAAAA